Medioppia subpectinata is the source of this 1331-nucleotide messenger RNA. The record is from the annotation of a GenBank genome assembly. Lineage: Eukaryota; Metazoa; Arthropoda; Arachnida; Sarcoptiformes; Oppiidae.
UGAAUAUUUGUCCAUUAAUAAUGUCGAGUAAACGUGAGUUAACGAUAUUGUUUGCCCCCCUCUGCUAUGUCGGCGAAAUGAUGUCUUCAGUAGGCAUUGGCGAAGUGCUGAGGAAUGCCGGCCACCGGUGUGUGUAUGCCGUGACCGGCGACUGGCGGUCACGGCUCGAGUCCAUGGGCUUUGAGGUCAGACUGAAAGGACAGUUGACGGACACGGAACCGGUCGCCGAUUCGGCCGACGAUAACGUGAAGAUCGCUUUAGACGCGGGUCUUCUGGACGAUAAGACACCCCUCGAGAAGGCUAUCGAUUGUAACAAUUUUAAUAUGCAAUUACUCUUUGAUGAAGAAGUGAAUACCGAACCAUAUCUGAAGGCUAUUAUAGCCGAUCUGAGGCCAGACCUAAUCAUCACCGAUCAUCUGAUAGCACUGCCAUCGAUAGUCACAUCAGGUAUUCCCUGGAUAUUCAGUUGGAGUAGUAAUCCUCUGGGUUUAGACACCGGGUUUGCCGAUCCAUCGCUUCCGCCCUCAAUGUUGGGUUUGCCGACAAAUAGCAGCGAAGAGAAGAUCCAAAAAUACCGCCAACUAAUCAACGACGGGAAGCGCGAGCUGUGGUUCAAAUACAGGGACAGACUUACGGCCAGCGGGUGUCCCGAAGUGAAGGACUUUCUGCUGUGGACUCCGUCUCCUUUCGCAAACAUAUACAUAACACCCUUAGAGCUCGACUACACAGACGUCAGGCCAUUGCCCGACACUUUUCACGGCUUUGAUUACUAUAAGCGAUCGGGAGAUCAGGAGUUGGCGUUUGAAUUGCCGGCGAAGUUGGCCAACAGAUCGGGAAAAUUGGUUUACCUAUCGUUGGGUUCAAUGGGCGGCGGAAAUGUCGCUCUAAUGAAGAGAUUGGUCGCGAUUUUGGCCAAAUCUCGGCACCGGUUUAUUGUGUCGAAAGGUGUUAAGCAUAACGAGUAUGAAUUGUCGGCCAAUAUGUGGGGCGAGCGGACAGUACCGCAGCUGCGAGUGUUGCCAAUGUGUGAUGCGGUGGUCACUCACGGCGGCAACAAUACUGUCACCGAAACCAUGUAUUUCGGGAAACCUAUGGUAAUAAUGCCGUUAUUCGCCGACCAAUACGAUAACGCACAGCGAGUAAUGGAAAAAGGGUUUGGUUUACGAGUCGAUGCCUGGAAGUGCUCUGAAGAGGAAUUAUUGCAAUCCAUUGAUAGCGUAUUGAAGAACACAGUUAUGGCCGAAAAGUGUGCGAAAGCUUCGCUUAGGAUUCAAACCGAGAGACGGAUUGAGAAAUUAGUUGAUUUAGUCCACAGUUUAGUUAAAUUAUAA